CUCUAAUCCGAAGCUAGAGGCUCUCAUACUCAGUUUCACUGGAAGCAGAAAAGAUAAGACGAAACGAUAUGUCUGUGUCAGCGAUCUUUGGCACCGGAAUCGCCACCGUCGCUUCAUCCCCGGCUCUCCGUCAGUUUCAAGUUCCGAAACUGGGAAACGGAGGAGGAGUCGGAGGAGGAAUGGGGAUGGUGAUAGAGUGUUCGUCGAGGCCGCAGAAGAAAUCGACGGCUCAUCACAGGAAGACGAGGCCGAAGAAGACGCAGCCUUGGGACAUUAAGAGGAAGCCCACCGUUUACGCUCCUCUCCCUCCUCUCCCUCCGGAUUGGUCUCCUCUCGCUCUUUCUUCCGACGACGGUGGUGCCACCGCCGCCGCCUCCGCCGGAGAUUUGGUUUCAGGCGGUGCCGCCGCCUAGUUAUGAGUUAUCUACUGUUCGGGUGUUGGAACCUAGUUGAGAAUUUGUGUCUGUUAAUGUGUUUCUGUUUCUUCUUAUGGACUUUUGUUGUCUGAACGGUGAAUGAAUGGACCAAACUUUGAAAAUUUUUAAUGCUUUCCUCUGUUUGUUUUUGGUAUAAAUGUCUCAGCUUUAUGCUCA
Raphanus sativus (radish) is the source of this 593-nucleotide messenger RNA. Its product is annotated as 50S ribosomal protein 6, chloroplastic. Gene Ontology annotation, biological process: translation. The coding region runs from base 69 to 413 and encodes 114 amino acids. Lineage: Eukaryota; Viridiplantae; Streptophyta; Magnoliopsida; Brassicales; Brassicaceae. The transcript has a single exon. Gene Ontology annotation, molecular function: rRNA binding; structural constituent of ribosome. The record is from RefSeq and is a predicted model, not a curated record. Gene Ontology annotation, cellular component: chloroplast; ribosome.